AUGUUUUACUUGGCAUUUACCAUCAUCCUGCUUGGUCAAUUUCUACCAGAAGUAGUUGUCGCCAAUAGUCUUUUGGAAGCAACUGCAUCCGAAAUUCUUCCACAAUUAAUAUCAAACAACAUAAGACCUAGAGAAUAUGUCCAGCAUCUCAUUCAUCACAUCAAAGCUAAUGAAAAACGUAUUAAUGCUCUAAUAUCGUUUUAUCCUGGCCGAGUUCUUUCCUCAAUCAAGACAACAACAGAAUAUCAGAAGGAACGACAGUGUUUAAAUGGUCUUCCAAUUAUAGUUAAAGACAAUAUUGAUGUACUUGGUUAUCCCACAACGGGUGGUACACCGUCUCUCCGCAACUCUUAUCCAAAACGCAAUGCCCCUGUCAUUAGUCGCUUACUCUCAGCCGGCGGUGUCAUUCUUGGAAAAGCUAACAUGCAUGAAUUAGCAUGGAGUAUUACAAGUAAUAACGCAUAUUUUGGUCCGGUUCAUAAUCCAUGGAAUCUAAACUUAAUCCCAGGUGGAAGUAGCGGUGGAUCAGCAGCUUCUGUCGCUGCUCGAUUCGCCCCAAUUGCGUUAUGCACGGAUACAGGGGGAUCUUGUCGAAUUCCUGCAGCACUUACGGUUCGACCAGAACUUCAACGUCAGCUACGAGCAGUCUUUCAGCAAUUCGCAUUAGAUGGCAUUAUUUUUCCGACAACACGUCUCACUGCUCGUUUGAUUGGACAAGAUCCUGUCACCCUUAACAAUCAUACACUUCCUACAUUAGACGCAUAUGUAACUUUUGAAGAUUUUGGAAGCACUGCAGGUGUUCCCGGGAUCAGUAUUCCGAUUGGAUUGACUAAAGAUUCGAAAUUGCCAGUUGGUAUGGAGAUCGAAGGAGAGUAUGGGAAAGAUGAAAAAUUACUGAAUGUUGCGGCAGCAGUGAAGAGGGUAUUUGAUCCAUUGCCACAGCCGACAGAUGUAGUUUUCAAGAAGCAUUAA
This is a messenger RNA of Rotaria sp. Silwood1, 972 nucleotides long. NCBI's taxonomy places the organism in Eukaryota, Metazoa, Rotifera, Eurotatoria, Philodinida, Philodinidae. The record is from the annotation of a GenBank genome assembly.